This is a messenger RNA of Histoplasma mississippiense, 537 nucleotides long. RefSeq lists its product with no specific name. The transcript is spliced from 5 exons. Bases 1 to 537 code for a protein of 178 amino acids. The record is from RefSeq and is a predicted model, not a curated record. Lineage: Eukaryota; Fungi; Ascomycota; Eurotiomycetes; Onygenales; Ajellomycetaceae.
AUGGUCAAAGUUUAUAGACAUGGCUAUUUUGACUACAAACACUGGCCAACCCCGGAUGAGUUUCCCAAUUAUCCGAAGGUGCUGGACGGUGGUCAUGGAAGUGUUGAUGAUACUCCGGUCGGGAGGAGAAGGGUUCAUUAUUUCCGUUCCGGGACUACAAGCCCUUCAUCGGAUCAGUUGAAGUUCACGAAAUGCAAUGGCGAAGUUAUCAGUAAGACAACUAACACUCUGCUCGGUUGGCUGAAAAUUCGGUAUGCCUUCAAAAUCGUGCUGCGGCAUCUGGUAGCUAGUUUUCUGAUUACAGCCCAUAGAAGGCCAAUAUCCGUCUGGGCUGAGUAUCCAUUGUCGCCAGCAGCCUUUAUGUUGGUAUCAAGCGGCCACGACGUAUUUCACGGAACCAUGAACGUUGAAGAGGUCGAUUGUGGUCUAAGUAGCCAAGAAUUUGAUGAUCUGGAAUCACAUUGCCGUCAAGAUCUAGGAAGGACGAUAUUUUCAGUCGUUUCAGGAGAUGAGGAGAAUUUCCAAGAGUAUUUGUGA